Aspergillus brunneoviolaceus CBS 621.78 is the source of this 359-nucleotide messenger RNA. RefSeq names its product L-rhamnose mutarotase. Lineage: Eukaryota; Fungi; Ascomycota; Eurotiomycetes; Eurotiales; Aspergillaceae. Gene Ontology annotation, molecular function: racemase and epimerase activity, acting on carbohydrates and derivatives. The transcript has 3 exons. The coding region runs from base 1 to 354 and encodes 117 amino acids. The record is from RefSeq and is a predicted model, not a curated record.
AUGCCCGCACCCACCCGCCGCAUCGCGCAGAUUGUCCACCUCAAACCCGCCGCCGUCGCAGCGUACAAAGAAUGCCACGCUAACGUCUGGCCCGAGGUGCUGCGGCAGAUCCACGAGUGUAAUAUCCGGGAUUAUUCCAUCUUCUUCGACAACGAGCGGACGUUGUUCGCGACGUUCAAGUAUAUCGGGGAGGAUUAUGAGGGGGAUAUGGAGCGGAUGCGGGCGAAUCCCAAGGUGCGCGAGUGGUGGGCGAUGACGGAUGGGAUGCAGGAGAGUCCAAUCACUGGGGCUGUAGGUAGUGCUGAGGGUCCGGGUUGGUGGAAGGUGUUGGAUGAGGUGUUCUAUACGGAGUAGAUUAG